GGCCUGCGCGCGCGCAUCGUUCCGAACUUCUUCAAAAUGCAUCAAAAUGCUGUGUCCUAAAGUAGCAGCGGCCGCUUUAUUCUUCGAGGCGAACCAUCCCAAACGUUUCUUCAAGUAUAGCUGACGGUUUGGAUCCGAUCCGAUCACGGUUCGGGAUCUCCAACGAGUUUGUGUGACUAGUGUGUGACUUUUGAGGAGUUUGGUUAAGUUUUGGCGAGUUUGGUGUGAGCUUUGAAGAGUUUAGAUAACUUUUGUCGAUUUUGGUGUGACUUUUCGCGAGUACUCUUAACUAAUUCCUUCAAAAUGGAGAAGCCAAAAUACAAGCGCAUCCAUUCCUACGGCAGCAUGAGUUCCAGGAGCGACGACGACAUGACAGUCCACAGCCAGCUGUUCCCUUAUCCCAAGAAGUUGAUCGUACCUCGGGAGAUCUUGUACGAGGAGGAGCAUCCACCCUUCCAACCACUCUUUGCCACCACCAAACUCUUCGGCAAGACCAAGCUGCCGUGGCUUCUGGUCAUCUACAUAGUGUUCUACUUCAGCUACCUCAUUUCUGGUGCCCUGGUCUUCUCUGCCCUGGAAACUCCGUUGGAGAACCAGAUUUAUUUAGAAGUAAUACGCGCAAAGCAAGAUUUUUUGGCAAAACAUCCUACUGUGUUAGAUGAGGAGUUGGAGACACUACUGGAGCAAGUGGUCCGUGCCAGUGGCCAGGGAGUGUCGUCUUCUAAGAAUGUCACUGGAGGCCCCAACUGGAGCUUCGGACAGUCCCUAUUCUUCUCGUCUACCGUCGUCACCACUAUAGGCUACGGGCACGUGACACCUCUCACUCGGACGGGCAAGCUGUUCUGCAUGGUGUACGCGCUGCUCGGUAUACCGCUGACGCUGGUGCUGCUGUCAGCGCUGGUGGAGCGUCUGCUGCAGCCGGCGACGGCGCUGCUGCGGACGUUGAACUCGGCGCUCGGACAUCUGUACCGGCCGUUCACUAUACGCCUGGUGCAUUUGUUUAUUAUCGUAUCAAUCCUCGUAAUCUUCUUCCUGGCGGUACCCGCGGCGGUGUUCACGACUCUGGAGCCGGACUGGGAAUACCUGGACUCGUUCUACUACUGCUUCAUCUCGCUCACCACCAUCGGCCUCGGCGACUACAUACCCGGGGAUUCCCCCGGACAGCCCUACCGACCCGCGUACAAAGUCGCUACUACUUUCUACCUGAUCAUCGGACUGACAUUCGUUAUGCUGACUCUGACCGUGUUCUAUGACAUACCGCAACUGAAUCUCAGCACCGUAUUCUCCUCCAUGAAGUUGGACGAGGACCCUGAACGGGUGCACCUGGGCAGCGGCGUGGGGCCAGGAUACGGGUUGGGUGGCAUCGGCGGGCUGGUGAUGAGGGACGAGUUCCCCCGCGAGCAGCGCCGCUCCGUGGUCCAGGUUCGCCCCCAUCAUGAUGACAGCCCCAGCCCCGAUGACACGACGCCCGUGCACGCCAAAGACAUGCGCGUGCAUUAAAAAAGUUUUUUUUUAGAUUAUGGCACUGAAGCCAAAAGAUUCGCAUGUGACGUUUCGUAGCCAACUGUCACAAUGAUUUAAUAGUCGUGUUCGUUUCGUUUUUCAAUGCAUAUUGCGCAUGCGCAAAGU
Molecule: messenger RNA, 1629 nt
Organism: Aricia agestis (brown argus)
Lineage: Eukaryota; Metazoa; Arthropoda; Insecta; Lepidoptera; Lycaenidae
Product: potassium channel subfamily K member 1-like
Exons: 5
Coding region: 304-1500 (398 amino acids)
Biological process (GO): potassium ion transmembrane transport; stabilization of membrane potential
Cellular component (GO): membrane
Molecular function (GO): potassium ion leak channel activity
Source: RefSeq, a predicted model, not a curated record